Molecule: messenger RNA, 7135 nt
Organism: Silurus meridionalis
Lineage: Eukaryota; Metazoa; Chordata; Actinopteri; Siluriformes; Siluridae
Product: adhesion G protein-coupled receptor B1-like
Exons: 31
Coding region: 662-5251 (1529 amino acids)
Biological process (GO): adenylate cyclase-activating G protein-coupled receptor signaling pathway; negative regulation of angiogenesis; engulfment of apoptotic cell
Cellular component (GO): postsynaptic density; dendrite; plasma membrane
Molecular function (GO): G protein-coupled receptor activity
Source: RefSeq, a predicted model, not a curated record
ACGAGGCACACCGAGACGGACCCACUUGCAGUGCAUAAAGAGCCACAAGCAAGAAGACUCCGAAGCCGGGAGUAAAAGUACCAACAAAGACGACAGGAGCUGUUAGACUGCAAAGAAUAAGAAAGACAAGGAGAAAGAGAAGAAGUCGAGAAGAAGCAGCCUUGCUUUUCCGAAAGCCGGAAAUAGAAGUCUAACAGGCAAAGAGUUGGUAGUUAAACUCUCUGGAGUUUGGUCAGAGUCGCUUGAUUUGCCGUUUAUUGCUUGUGGAAGUGGACUGCACUGAAACUUGGAAUCGGUCUGCAAAGAAAGAAAUCCCCUGAUCCCCUGACUUUGCCUUCAACUUCGCCUGCCAAGGAGAGUUUGAAGAAAGAAGGGAGAGGAGAAGAUUUCCUUGCGGUGAAACCUGUGGAUGGAGAGACUCUACUGAAGACACGCACCACAUUGUUAAAGAUCUGCUACAGACAGACAUGGCCCCUGUAUUCUAGCAAAGUUUUUAACCCUCCAUCCAAACUACCUUAGUGCACAAAACACAACAAGCAACAAAAAGAAACCCAGAAGAUAAAACACUGAAUAAGAAAAUCCCUCACCCAAGAGAAGAGAGAGCUAAAGAGGUCUAGAUCAGCCCAGUGCACCGAUCCAUCCAUCCUCUACAAGGGAGAAGAUGGAGUGGAAACCCUCCUUAUUCACUGGCCUCUCUCUGGCCUUGUGUGUGUUUCUCAACCUGACUCUCGCAACACCAUCUGGACCUGCCUCAGCCACCUGUGCUACACUUGAGCAAAGUCGCUUUUUUGGAGUCUUCUCAUCCAAAACGGCGCUUUCUUCAUCCCCGUGCUCGUGGACCCUGCAGAACCCUGACCCUCGUCGCUACACUGUCUACAUGAAAAUCACUAAGCCAACUGAAUCUUGCACCCCACGCCAGAUCAAGACCUUCCAAUUCGACUCAUUCCUUGAGACAUCCCGAACCUACCUGGGCAUGGAAAGCUUUGACGAAGUAGUGCGCCUGUGUGAUGCUACAUCUGCAGUGGCCUACCUAGAGUCUAGCAAGCAGUUCCUCCAGCUGAGGAAGGUGGUGCCCCGCAUUGGGUCAGAGCUCCUGGUGGAAGAAGAUGGAAGUGAUGACGAAGGCAGUCAGUUCGGCGCUGAGUUUCUGGUUGUGGGUAAGAGGAACCCUAGUGUGCCUGCCUGCGAAAUGCUCUGCAAGUGGCUUGAGGAUUGUCUGACAACCAGUUCCCAAGGCAACCCCUGCGGAAUCAUGGCCACACCUUGCCAGUGCUGGGAGCCACCAAAGAGGAGGUCAGGCGGCUGCUACAGGGGUGGAGUCUACAUGGAGAAAUGCACACCCACUAUUAGAGACAACAACAGGGAUGCCGAAAUCAUGAAGGGUUGGUCUGGUUGGGCCCGCUGGUCCGAGUGCAGCAACGAGUGUGGAGGUGGUGUCCAGGUGCGGAGCAGAGCAUGCCAACCUGAAGAUGGUAUCUGUGAAGGUGUGGUUGAGGAGGCUAAAGCUUGCAAUCCCCAGCCCUGCAUUGGUAAACUGCGACAGCGUAGCCAGGCUCUGCGUUCAAUCAUCGGUCUGAGAAGAGACAAUGGGGAAGAUAUAACAGUUCCUCAAUCAGAUGGAGUUCAAGAUCAGUGGUCCUCUUGGAGCUCCUGUUCUGUUACUUGCGGCGAGGGCUGGCAGGGCCGCACCCGCAACUGCAUGACAGCUGGAAACAGCGUGAUGUGUGUCGGCCCUUUGAGAGAGAACAGACAAUGUAACAACUCUGUGGUCUGCCCAGUGAAUGGAGCCUGGGAUGAAUGGGCACCAUGGAGCCUGUGCUCAUCUACAUGUGGUCGUGGUUACCGUGACCGUGUCCGCUCCUGCAAGCCACACAAUAACGGAGGAGAACCAUGCACUGGGCCCAGAAAACAGACCAAGUUCUGCAACAUUGCUGUCUGCCCCGUUGAUGGUUCCUGGAAUGAAUGGUCUGCCUGGACUCCCUGCUCUGCUUCCUGCUCCAAUGGAACAAUGCAGCGUACGCGAGAGUGCAACGGCCCAUCAUAUGGAGGCUCAGAGUGCCGUGGAGACUGGCGUGAAACCAGCAACUGCUUCCUCAAAGACUGCCCAGUGGACGGGAGAUGGCUCUCCUGGAGCUCUUGGGGCAGCUGCAGUAAGACAUGUGGAGGAGGCAACCAGCAGAGGCAGAGAGUAUGUGAGGGACCAUUCUUUGGUGGAGAACCUUGCAUCGGUGACAAAAUGGACGUUCGUCGCUGCAAUGAGAAGAGAUGCCCAGAACCCCAUGAGAUUUGUGGCGAGGAAAGCUACGGAAAUGCGGUGUGGAAGAGAACUCCAGCUGGUGACACCGUUGCAGUUCCAUGCCCUUCUGACGCAACAGGCUUCAUCCUCCGCCGAUGCACUUUGGAUGCUAUCGGUUUGGCCUUGUGGGGAAACCCUAGCUACAUCAAAUGCGUCUCUAGAGAAUACCAAGACAUCCAGGCCCUGACCCGUGGGCAGUUGUCUAAGUCACAGGCAGGAGUGCAGGUGGAUGGUGUGUCUGAAAUGCUGUCCAGGCUGAGGAUGACCUCAAAUGAUGCAACAAAGUACAGUGGGGACUUGCUGGCGGUCAUGGAAAUGCUCAGAAACACAUCACAGGUCAUCAGAAGAGCGGGUUACAGCGUUGUCGAUGUAGAGAAUUACGUGCAGACAAUCAGCAAUUUGCUGAAGGAGGAACACCAUGGAAAAUGGCAAGAAGCACAACUGAUGGGGGUGAACAUCAGGGAGCUGUUCAACUUGAUCGAAGACUUCAUCAACAUCAUCGGGAAGCAGAUGAGAGAUUUCCAAGAUAUUUAUGAGAUGACCGAGAACUUUGUGCUGAGCAUCCAGAAGCAUCCCAAAACUAUGACUUCGGAUGUGACCUUCCCCAUGAAGGGAUGGAGAGGCAUGAUGGAGUGGGUCCGCAAUUUGGACGAGAAAAUCGUAGUGUCUCGGAACUCCCUCAGUCUGGACGUUCCAGAUUUUGAAGACAGCACUGGCUUUAUAACUGGCAUUGUUCUGUACAGAAAUCUGGGUCCAAUCCUGUCCGUUCAGAGCAACAGCACCUUGCUAAACUCUAAGGUUGUCACGGUAAUGGUGAAGCCAAACCCUGGGUUCCUGUCCGCCCCGGUCGAGAUCGAGUUCCCUCACCUGCACAAUGACACCGUCAAUGAGACAUGCAUCGCCUGGGACGAGAGUGAAACUGAGUCGUUGCUGGGCUCGUGGUCGGCACGAGGCUGCAGAGCGCUCGCUCUUGAUUCAGGCAGGACCAGGUGCGCUUGUGACGCUCUCUCCACGUUCGCCAUCUUAGCACGGCCAAACCCCGAAUCGAACAUGGAUAAGAACCUUUUGCCAUCGGUUACGAUGAUCGUAGGAUGUGGCGUUUCAUCUCUGACGCUGCUUCUGCUUAUCAUCAUCUAUGUCUCCGUUUGGAAAUACAUACGCUCUGAACGCUCAGUCAUCCUCAUCAACUUCUGCCUGUCAAUCAUCUGCUCCAAUGCUCUCAUCCUGAUUAGUCAGACUCAGGCUCGCAACAAGGUCAUGUGCGCCCUUGUGGCAGCCUUCCUCCAUUUCUUUUUCCUCUCCUCUUUCUGCUGGGUUCUGACAGAGGCGUGGCAGUCGUACAUGGCCGUGACUGGCCGUCUGCGCAACCGAAUCAUCCGCAAGCGUUUCCUGUGCUUGGGCUGGGGACUGCCCGCACUUGUCGUGGCUGUCUCCGUAGGAUUCACAAAGGCCAAGGGAUACGGCACGGUCAACUACUGCUGGCUGUCUCUUGAGGGUGGGCUUCUUUACUCGUUUGUUGGCCCUGCAGCUGCUGUCGUUUUGGUGAACAUGGUGAUUGGUAUUCUGGUCUUUAAUAAGCUUGUGUCAAAGGACGGGAUCACAGAUGUGAAGCUGAAGGAGAGAGCAGGAGCAUCCCUCUGGAGUUCUUGCGUGGUUCUUCCGCUGUUGGCUCUGACCUGGAUGUCAGCAGUGUUGGCCAUCACAGACCGGCGCUCGGCUCUCUUUCAGAUCCUUUUUGCCGUCUUCGACUCGUUAGAAGGCUUCAUUAUUGUCAUGGUGCACUGCAUCCUCCGAAGAGAGGUCCAAGAGGCUGUGAAAUGUCGUGUAGUCGAUCGUAAGGAUGAUGGGAACGGUGACUCUGGGAGCUCACUGCAGAACGGCCACACGCAGCGCUUGGGUGACUUUGAAAAGGAUGGUGACUCGAACAGACCAGUUGGCAUGAAGAGCUCUUCAGAGGAGAAGAUGCCUCUCCCCCAGUUGCCUCUUCCAAUGGGUCCCAACUUCCACACCCUCCCCUCAAAGCCCAGUGCCAAGACCCAUUUGCCUCCCAUGCCUGACUACUCGAGCCACACUCUGACCCUGCGCCGCGACAAGACACGCGGUGAGCCUCCCUGCUCCAAGCCUAUCUACGUGUGCGACAGCGACAUCUUCACGCAAAUGGACGCCGAGCUGGUGCGCGUGCCGACAGAAGGAGGCACUCCUGACACGAGCGGCUACAUGCUGAUGCCCAACACCACUUCCACGCUGCGUUCCAAGCCCAAGGACGACAUCGCUUCCGCCAAAUACAACAUCAGCGUCGAGCAGCUGCCUCAGGCACGCAUCAUGCAUCUGGGCAGCGGAUAUGCUGAGCCACAGGCUGCAUACGCCACCAAGCCUGUGCCUGCUGACCGCGCCAGCGUCUCGUACUCGGAGCGCGACUCCCCCCUGCAGAAUGUGCACAACAUUUCCAGUGAGAGCCACGUCACCAGUUUGCUGGGAGACACUUUCGACUCUAUGAACUCCAUGAUGUCGAAGAGUGAGACCAUCUCCACACUGUCCAUGAGCUCGCUGGAGGUCAGCGAGGGGAGGCAGAAAUCUCGUUAUGCUGAGCUUGACUUUGAGAAGAUCAUGCAUACGCGAAAGCGCCAUCAGAACAUGUUCCAGGACCUCAAUAGGAAAUUGCAUCAUGCUGAGAAGGACAGGGAAUCACCUGCUUCUGACAGCAAGUCUGUGAGAUGGAGCGUGUCUUCUGCAGGAAGUGACAAGACAAGCCACAGCGAUAAACAGCAAGCACUGGGUGAGCGUUCAUGGGAGACCAUGCCCCGAUCUCAGGCGUCACCGCCAUCUUGGGUGCGAAAAGAUCUCGAGCCUUUGGCUGCAUCGCCUUUGGAGAUGCCCUCUGUGGAGUGGGAGAAGCCUGGCACUGCUAUCCCACUGGUAGGCCAGGACAUCAUUGAUCUGCAGACGGAAGUGUGAGGCUCUUACCGAAAAAAAAAAGAUAAAAAAUCCUGUGUACCCUGGCUCCUAUUAGUUUGGGAAAGAAGAGGGAGAAGGCGGAUUCAGAAGAGAAAAUUGGGCGGUACAGAAAGAAAUAUAUAGUGUGUAUGGGUGGAAAGAGAGAACCAAAAACCAUGUCCUGAUAUCCAAAGUAUUAAAGAAGAGGAAUGAAGUGCUAGCCUCAAAUAAUAAGUAUGUGUAGCCUCAAAUAAUGGUAAUUAACCUUAAUGAGGAGGGGGGGGAAGGGGUUCUUGUGGAUUGAUAAAUGGAUCUGAUGGGUUGGCUUUGGUUCUUCUCUGGGUACAGUAAGGUUCUCGUUUUUUUCCGCCAAGAGCUUCUCCCGUAACUCUUCCGUCUGGUCCAGGAGAGGUGUGGUCUUUAUGCCUGUGCCUUUUGUUCAGUUUUCGUUCGACUUCAGUAUGGAAAGGGUGACCAGUUGCUCGGCUCCUUGAGCAUGACCUCUUCCAGUGUCUCUGCUCUCAGUCUGAGAGAAGGACUGGCACCGAGUGACUUCCCAGCAGCCUUUUGGGCUGUUUUUCACCCUGAGGUGAACGGACGCAUGUUGCCAACUGUCUGCGCUGUGGUUAUUGCUCUUUCUCAUCACUUUUCUCGUAGCGCUGCUUCUCCAGAGCUUAUUACAGACUCUUCCACUGAACUCUAUUUAGAGUCGAAUAUCAUAACUUUCCUGGACUCAAGACUAGGACUAUCAGAGCUGUUGUUUAUUUUUAUUGUUCUUAAUUUCCAUUGUUACAUUUGUUAAAAUUGUAUUACAAAGCUAUGAGUUAUAUUUAUAAGUUUUAUUUUCCUGUUAUGUUGGAACUUGCUUUCUGCUUGUAUUUGUCUUCAAAUAUACAAUUUCAUUUUUAAGUACAAUCAAAAACAUCCCAAAACCUACACGAGGAACAUAAUGAGUGUACAAGUGGAUGCCCGAGUCAAUGUGUCUACUUUCUGAGACACCACUGCUACACCUGGAGCAAGCCCAGUGCACAAAGGGUACCAAAGGCCGGGUGUAAGUGGCAUGUGGACACAUUGAGGAUUAAAAAGCACCAUCUUUUUUGCUCGGCCGAAUUCCCAGUUGGAUCAUCUUACUUUUUGUGUUUCCUCCGGUUCCUUUACCAGCUCUUUCUACAGCCUUGUGAUCUUGACAAAAAGGAAAAAUACUUAGCAUCUCAAAGACCCUGGCGCUGGGCCUUGAGGCACCUCGGCAUGUUGGCCGAGGCUGCUCUCGCCCUCCGCUGACCUCCGGCAGAACUUCCGCAGUGCCAGCUGUACAGGCAAACAGACUCUCAUAUUGUGUGAGAAAGUAAAAUAAUAAAAGUGCAAUAUGAUGAUGGACACUUGACACUCAAGUGAGGGUGAUGUCAGACCCAUGGCAGAUUUUUAUUAUUUUUGGAUUUUUGUACCAUGUUUAUAGAGCAUAUAGAGACAUUUAUGAUAAUACUGUCUAAGGACUGUAUUAGCAACUAUCAAAGAUUCUUUCUCCAUUAAUUUCAUUUAAUGGAUGAAAGCACAUGACUUUGAGUCUUGUGAUUAUUAUUUGGAAGGUAAAAAAAAAAAACAGAAAUUCUAUAUGAAAAAUAAUAGAUUAUAGAGUAUGUUGCAGGCACAUACCCCUGGUUUUCUACUUAAGUCCCCAUAUUGUUGAAUAACUGAACACUGGUCCUCUGUAUUGUCCUGUGUUUUAAAGCACUGUAACCUUUUGUGCCAAUGACCUUCCCUCCUGUUGCAGUCUUAGACGGUAUGGGUUAUCAAAGUCGUUUGUGUCUGACAUUUCUAUGUCCUUAUUUUUCCAUUGUUUUCACUUGUACAGUUUUCACAGCACAGAAUAUGUCUGAUUUCUAAUAAAAAAAAAAAUCUAUAUUA